AUGGGCUCCUACAAAUCCCACCAAGUCCGCACUGGCAGCGGCGGCAGUUCCAGCUCGACGGACACAGCCGCAUCAGACCGAUCAAGAAGCACGGCGCCCACGCUCCUCAGUGAGCGAACCAUGCCUGGCCCCAAAUGCCGGGACUGGCCCGAGUCCGAGUACAUGGAUGAAAUCUCGGUGUCGGUCGCAGAAGAAGAAGAAGAAGGAGAAGGAGAAGAAGGAGAAGAAGAAGAAGAACAACAAGAGGACAAUGAUAUUCGUGAGUCCGUCUCAACAUACGCAUCAACAACCCAUUCCAAAGCCCGCAUUGCCCCCGAAGAACCAGUCUUCGAAGUCGACGAUAGAGAAGAGUCCUUCCCCACAGACGCCGUAGCCUCAACACCAACCUCUUUUGCAAACCUCUUCCCCUCAACAAGAAGACUGCUCAUACGCCACGACGACGCCACCGUCGACGGCAACAUGAACCUGCGCGUCGACACCGUCGUCCCUUGUCGCGACGGCUACCAACAAGACGUGAUCCUCUUUCACCUCCGCAUGUACGACCUCUUCUCCCGCAAGUGCUCCUUCCGUCGGUACUGCCGCGACUCAGGCCGCGAAGUCUGCCACUCCACACGCAAAGAAACAUCGCCCCCGCACGACCACCGUCCCGUUUUCCGCCGCUCCUGGAGCAGCAUGCUGGCCAGUCUCCGGGCCAGCUCGAGCGGCAGCAGUAGCCACCACGGCCAGGCACCGGUGACCGACCAUCUCAAGCGCCAGGACUCGGGUUACUCGACGGGGAAGCAUGCGCACAGCUGCGAUCCAAACGGGCUUGCCGAUGAUUCCGCCGAGAACACUUCGUCUCCAUCAGCAUCGUCGUCUUCGCACGACAAACACCUCACCGACACGAUCCUCCUCGAGUUUUCAAACUACGCGCAUGUCGAGCUGAAACGCCGUGGCAGUCCGGGCGCCAAGCGUUACGAGUACGAGUACUGGAGCACCAGGUACCAGUGGCGCUGUGAGUGCCGGCGCGAGGGCGACCUGCGUGAGUUUUCGUACCAUCUGGUCGACACGCGCUCAUCCCGCACGAUCGCGCAUAUGGUCCCUGAUAUCCUGACACCGCUGGAGGCGGUCGACGAAGAGAGUAAGGGUGGCUGGGUGCCGCCGUCGAGUUUAUGGAUUAGUGACCCCGCUGUUUAUGAGCGGAUGCCUGAUGUUGCCGAUGUCAUCGUGGCAACGGGGCUCUUUACUCUCGUGGACGACUGCAUUCGGCGGCGCUGGCAUACCGAGCGCCGCGGCUCUCGGAUCCUCCCCGCUCGAUCGUCACUGUCGCAGAGCUUAGAGCGCAUGGGCCCGCGCCGCUUGAUCGGCGAAGUCCUUCAGCGCCGAGGUUCGGCGUAA
Messenger RNA from Penicillium canariense, 1377 nucleotides. RefSeq lists its product as uncharacterized. Bases 1 to 1377 code for a protein of 458 amino acids. The record is from RefSeq and is a predicted model, not a curated record. NCBI's taxonomy places the organism in Eukaryota, Fungi, Ascomycota, Eurotiomycetes, Eurotiales, Aspergillaceae. The transcript is spliced from 2 exons.